Molecule: messenger RNA, 13457 nt
Organism: Motacilla alba alba
Lineage: Eukaryota; Metazoa; Chordata; Aves; Passeriformes; Motacillidae
Gene: TSC22D1
Product: TSC22 domain family member 1
Exons: 3
Coding region: 4-3066 (1020 amino acids)
Biological process (GO): regulation of transcription by RNA polymerase II
Source: RefSeq, a predicted model, not a curated record
GUGAUGGCGAGGGGCGCCAGCCGCCUCGCCGGGCUGCCCUGCGGGCCCGCCGGCUACCCUCGCCCCGCCGAGGCGGGGAGGGAGGGAGGGAGGGAGGGCGGUGCUGCCGGCUGCCGGCGAGCCGCGGCGCCCGGCGGAGCCUCCGCGGGGAGGAGGAAGGGGCUCGCCCCCGGGUCGGCCGGCUGGCUGCCCUCCCGGCCUGACUCAGCCGCAGACAUUAGUGCUAGGAAGAUGGCGCACCCGGCGAUGUUUCCUAGAAGGGGCAGCAGCAGUAGCAGCGGCAGCAGCUGCGUUACUGCUCCCACUGCACCAGGUACCGGCGUUGGGAGCGCUGCCCUCUCCGCCGAGGAUUAUCAGCCGCCUUUGCUGGUCCAGCCGCCGCCUCCAUCUCCUGCAGCAGCUUCAACAGCGGGUCCACAGCCGACACCCCCUCAUCCACAAAGCUUGAACCUCCUCUCGCAGUCUCAGCUCCAGCCACAGCCCCUUGCACAGACUGGAGCUCAAAUGAAAAAGAAAAGUGGCUUUCAAAUUACCAGUGUGACCCCUGCUCAAAUAUCAGCUAGUAUGAGCUCUAAUAACAGCAUAGCCGAGGAUACGGAAAGCUACGAUGACCUGGAUGAGUCUCACACUGAAGACCUGUCAUCUUCAGAAAUCUUGGAUGUGUCUUUAUCCCGAGCCACUGAUAUGGGAGAACCUGAGAGGAGUUCUUCUGAAGAGACUCUGAAUAACUUCCAAGAGGCAGAGACUCCUGGGGCUGUUUCUCCAAACCAGCCUCAUCUUCCUCAGCAGCAUGCUCCUCUGCCUCAUCACCCACAGCAGAGUGUUGUGAUCAAUGGAAGUGUUCAUCCCCAUCAUGUUCAUCAUCACCACCAUCUUCACCACCACCAUCAUGGACACCAUCAUCCAUCCCAUCCUGGGGUGGGUAGUGCCCCAAUUUCUGGAGGACCACCGCCCAGUCCAUCGUUUAGAAAACUAUCAACAACUGGAAGCUCUGACAAUGUUAUAUCAACUGCACCAGUUUCUGCUGCAUCAUCCACUGGUUCCCCGGCAUCUGCCGUGUCUAAUAUCCGCACUACAAGUAGUCCUGGCAAUUUAGGUAUAAGUCCUGCUGCUGGAACUAGUACCUUAAGUAAUAUCGGUGGUGGUAGUUCUAGUGUGGCAAGCAAUGUGCUUGGUACUAUAAAUUUAAGCAACAUCAUGAGUACUGGUAAUGUAAAUGCUUUGUCUGGAACUAGCAGCAAUGCUAAUGUGAAUAUCUUGAGUGGUGUUGGCAAUGGUACGAGUGCUUCCUCUAGUGUCAUUAACAAUGUUACUAAUCCAACUGCAGGAAUGGCAGUGGGAUCAAGCCAGCAGCAGCCUGCAUCUGGCACGUCAAGGUUUAGGGUUGUGAAAUUAGAUUCUAGUUCUGAACCUUUCAAAAAAGGUAGAUGGACAUGCACUGAAUUCUAUGAUAAAGAAAACACUGUUGCAGUUUCGGAGGGAGUAGCAGUAAACAAAGCAGUAGAGACGAUAAAACAAAACCCGCUUGAAGUGACUUCUGAAAGGGAGAGCACCAGUGGGAGUUCUGUUAGCAGCAAUGUAAGCACACUGAGUCACUAUACAGAAAGUGUGGGAAGUGGAGAAAUGGGAGCACCUACUGUGGUACAGCAGCAAGCAUUUCAAGGUGUGGGUCCGCAGCAGAUGGAUUUUAGCAGUGCUGCUCCUCCAGCAAUUCCAGCAUCUAGUAUACCACAGAGUGUUUCUCAAUCACAGCUUGCACAAGUCCAGCUGCAUUCUCAAGAAGUAAACUAUCCACAGCAGAAGCCAGGGGUCCAACCUCCUGCACAGGCCAGUCUAACCACUGUUACUGGGGUUCAGCCAGCCCCAGUUAAUAUACUAGGUGUAUCCCCAUCUCUGGGCCACCAGCAGCCUGCCCUUCAGAGUAUGGCUCAACAGCAGCUGCCGUAUUCGCAGCCGGCGCAGCCUGUGCAGACUUUGCCAGUGGUGCAGCAGCAGUUGCAGUACGGACAGCAACAGCAGCAGCAGCAACAGCAGCCAGUUCCUACGCAGAUGGCCGCGGGUCACGUUAAGCCGGUGAACCAAAACUCUGUCACGGGGGCUAUGCCAGACUACAUUCAACAUCAGCAGAUCCUUCAGACUCCGGCCCCUGCCAUGCAGCCAAGUUCUACAGGAGUAGGAGCUGGGCAACCGGUUCCUGUUGCCCAGACACAGGGCAUGCAGCCUUCCGUGCAAGCACAUCCAGCUGCUGCCCCAGCUCAGCCUAUUGCACAUGCUCCAGCAGCAAUACCAGGUGUAGCUGCCAGUGGUCAGAUGCUAAAUGUUGGGCAGCAAGGAAGUGUAGCUGCUGUGGUGCAACCACCAUCUGCUGCAAACCAAAUUCCACCUCCAGUUAUGCCAUCGGCGGCUGCUCCUCCAUCUUCCCAAGUAGUGCAGCCUGUGCAGACAGGAAUAAUGCAGCAAGGAUUACAGGCUAGUGCUACAGGCCUUCCUCAACAAAUGGUCAUUGCUCAGCAAAACACCUUGUUACCUGUACAGCCACAGGCACAAGGAGUGGAAUCUGUAGUCCAAGGGAUGACUGGCCAGCAGCUGCCUGCGGUAAGCCCUAUACCCUCUGCUAGUACUGCUCCUGCACCAAGUCAAGCUGGUUCAGCUGUGCCUCCUGGCAUACCUUCUGCUUCCGUAGGUUUGGGACAGCCACAGAGUAUAGCGCAGGCUUCGGCUGUGCAGAAUGGCAGUUUGGCUCAAAGUGUUAGUCAGCCUCCCUUGAUAUCAACAAGUAUAGGUAUGCCAGUGGCACAGAGUGUGCCACAGCAGAUGCCAUUAAGCUCUACCCAGUUCCCUGCACAAUCACUAGCUCAGUCCAUUGUAAGCCAAAUCGAAGACGGCAGGCGCCCUACGGAACCUUCCUUGGCGGGUUUACCUCAGGCUGCCAGCGUCGAGAGCGGUGGCGGAACAUCGGCCGCUUCAGAUGGCAGUAGCAGCAACAUGCCGUCCUCGGCGUCCCUCUUCCCGCUGAAGGUGCUGCCAUUGACAACGCCUCUUGUAGAUGGUGAGGAUGAGAGGUAAAUACCAGUCUGUUUGUAUCUGUAUUUACUGAGUAUGCCCUUUGCUUGGCAGUGUGCAAUGAAUCUUGGAUCAGAUAUGCCACACAGCCGUAGACUUGGAAAGGGAAAUGCUACUGCCAUGAUGUGCAUCUUUAGAAAAGAUAAUUAUUAGCAAGGAAUAUUUAUUUCCUUAUCUGCUCUUUCUUAUUUCUCUCUCACUUUUAGCAACAGUAAAAUAGAUAUCCGGAUAGGAAAUAACAAAAUUUUGUAUUUGCUUUUUGGUGGUAGUAUAUCCUGCCUGGUGUUUCCUGGGAGACCUUUUGCUGGUAAUGGAGUGGGCAUGUGUGUAAGGAGGGGGAAAGCAGCCUAGAAAGGAAAACAUUUAUACAGUCUCACUCUUCCCAUUCUGCCAGUCACUCAUUUUUCUGCCUUCACUUUUAUAUUGUUCACAUGGAGUAGCAGGUGGUAAUUUUUGGUUUUCCUUCGGAUCCAAUGAAAAGGAGGAGGCAAAAACAUGUGGGCAGGAUGAAGUAGGCAAACCUUUCAUGGCAGUUGGUUGGAGCCCAUUGUGAAAUACAAUAGUGGAAUAUGUGUAAUGGAGUGAGAGUAAAGGAAUGUUAUUCAACUUGUCUUGUUAGCUGCAUUCGUGCCUUUUAUUAAAACACGUAAAGUUCAGCCUUUGUCAAUGGAAGGCCUGUUGCCAUGAAUGCUGAGCAGGUCACUUACAUCUUUGGACUUAGCUCAGUAUGUAUGUACUGAUAAGGAUCACUGCAAAGGUUUAAUGGGAUAUUGAACUGUUCACCAAAGGGGAAAGUAAUAAACUUUGAUUGGUUUGGGUUUUUUUUUUUUUUUUUUCCUUCCCCCAACUGCCUUGGAAACAAAACUCCUCAUUCUUUUAACUUGAUAAAUUGAUAUUCAGAAGCCAGAAGUACAGAGAGUUUUAGGAAUACAUUUAGAACCCAUCAUCCUUGCCACUUCUGGUGCAUUUUUCAGUGAACAAUAUGAAGUGCUAGGCAUUAUUAACUAGAGCUGAAAUGCACAUAGGUCAAUAAAGUGGUAUUGCAUCCAUCCAUCUGUCCUGCCAACUCAAAAUGGCUGUGCUCCGAAGAGGAGUGAAAACAGCAGCAUAUUGUUCAGAGCUCACACGGGAAUGCUGCUCUCCUAAAAAAUCCUUGCACGUGCGGUGACCGAAUCAGUUGUGAUUGUGCAAAGAUGGAUGCAGUUUGUAGGCUGGGUUUUUGCUUUGAAUGGUGCUUAACCAACCUGCACUGAAGGGCAGCUGCUGUGCUGGCUACAGGGGCUGCUGCUGCAUUGCUGAGCUGCAGUGCCCCUGGCAGCACAUCCUGCGUGCUGGAGGAGCUUUGGUGCGUGGCUGCAAAAGGCAGGACAGCACAGUUCAGGGCUGGAUGUGUCAUUUUGGAAGGAGCUACCCUAGCAUUGUCACCUUAGCCCUUUCCAGAGGGGUAAGACGAGCCAUGUAGAGGUCUUAGCUAAUAUAACUGAUUUACUUCUGGUACUUUAACCUAAAGCGUUUCUCUAGUACACUGUAUUUGGAGCAUGAACUAAAGAGAGCAUCGUCACAGGCUGGAUGUUUUUGCUCAUGUACGUGGAAAAGGGAGCUUGAGAGUGAAACUUUUAAAUUUUUUCCCUUUUUUCUUCCUCUUCUAGAAGUUGUCAUCAUAAGACAGUGAUCCCAUGGCAUUGAUUUAUCAGUGGAAGUGCUGUUCUGCCAAGAGAAACUGCAGGGCUUUGACGGCUGCUUGCUGUAGAUUUAACUUUUCGAUUCUUCCCUUCCUAGGUUUCUUUUUUUUUUCCCCUUGAAAAGUAUGGCAUUUCCAGAAAUGCUCUUUCUGUUUUUCAGAUGUUAUAUUAAAUGUACCAAAAAAAAAAAACAUCUGCUGUUACCUUUCUUUUGGGUAUUUUUAGCCAAUAAUUCCUUUAUCCUCUUCACUCCCUCGUGCAGUUCCUGACCCUUCUCUCUUUAAUGCUUUGCUCUCCUAACUGUUUGGCUUGCCCUGAUUACUUUUUUUCCCCUCUUUCUUCCCUGCUUCCACUUGACUUUUUAUUUUGAAUCUUUGCUUCUUACUGUUACAGCUCUCUUUAGUUCACUGACAUGUUUUUCUAGUUUCCAAAUCUGUAGUUUGAUGGUUUUCCUGUGGUUCUGUUAUUUAAUAUUUAAUUUCAUUAUAAAUACAUUUUUUUUGGUCUCAAUUGUAGUGUAUAUAAAAAUUAUCUGUCUUCCUCUGAGAUGCAGUGAUACUCUUCCAAGCGCUUAUUUUGGUCUCCCAAAUAUCCUUCAUAGCUUUUUUGCUCACCUGAUUACAGCAAUUCAAUUCAAGAAAACCACUGAUAAUUACUGGCUUUGGAACUGACGUCCCAGUUUCUGGCUUGAGGGGCAUUUCAGUACAUCUGAAAUGUUGUCACAUACUGUGCUUCUUACUAAUAAGGGAAGAAGUGAAAAUAUUGUCAGAAGGUCUCUGAAGAAAAUGCUUUGUCAGAAGCAGCUAAUUUCAGAAUUGCUGGCUGUUGUUACAUAGCCAGAUAAGAAAAUUGAAGGUGAUGACUUUCAGGCUUUUCUGAAAUAAAUAUUGGCAAAGGCAGUCAGUUUAGAAGUAUACCAAAAGAGACACAGCAUAAAAGUUAAAUGUUCAUAAUAAAAAUAAUGAAGUAUCGGACUAGUGCUGUCUUCCAAUGCCUGCUAAAGGAGCUAAUGCUUAAUGUUAGGGUGUUGUUGACACUAGAGCUAAUGUAGCUUAAUCAUUCCUGGUGGGCCACUGAUGGGUUUCAUUACAGGAAAAGACCUGUGUGGUAUCAGUGUCUCAAAGUGGCAAGGUAUUUAGUUUGCCACCUGUGGUGUUACUUUGUUGACGCUGUUUUCCUGUCAAAGCAUUUCAGUAGGUUUCACAGCAUGAUGGAAUUGAUUUGUACAAGAACAGGUAACAUGCAGAACACUUGUCAGACUGUGAAGUUUCAGUUUCAGCAGCAAGCUACACCUCCCUUUCUUCUGCAUGCACAGCACUUGCCUUGUGCUGCUCAUCAGAGGUCCUGGGGUGGUCCAGGAGCCAAAUGCUUGGGCCUAGUGGAGUGGCCUUCUCUUGGGAAGCAAUGUGUUAAUGGAGGGUUUUAUUCUGGUUUAAACAUCAGAAAAUCACUUUUUAGCUAGAUGUUGACUUGCAGAAUUUCUAGCCUAAUUGAAGGAAGAGAGGCAGGAUAACAAAGUGGUUUUCCUACUGUGGAAAAAUAGUUGGCAUGCCAGAGAGAACCCCAGUCCAUCUGGUCUCUGCAGCUUGCUUGGAGCAGUGAGGGUUGUGUUAAAACUGCUGUGCCCACGAUACCAAAAGGGCUUGGUUGCUCCUGUAUGCAUUGGUGCUUUUGUAGUGUCUCCGAGGUGAUGUUCUGCUUGCCUCCUUUUGUAAUCAGGUUGACUUGUUAAAAAUAAGACAGUAGCUUUAUGGCUCCCAAAGCUUAUUGGGCCGGAACUGCUGCUUCAGUACAGGCUGCUCUCUGAAACCUGAAAUAAAGGAAGAAUUUUUAACUCUACAGCUGUCUUCCCCCAGAUUUUCCUAUCUUGGUAAUGGUUAGAACUACAUUAUUCUAAGUCUUUGAUUUACUCCUUUAAUAUGGAUGCCACCAAAUGCUCAAGGCAUGUCUGUUAUAAUAUAGUUUCAUAAAGCUACAGUAUUACUUAGGAAGAAUAUCAUAAGCAUAGCUUUAACUGGUUCCUGUUAGCUCACACCUAGUAAUGAGUCUCAAUUUGGAGGUUUAGGCAGGACAGAGAUUUAGUCUGAAAUUUUCCUGUGGAGGUUUUGGAUGGCCCUUUUCAGUAGGAAGCUCUGAGUCUUUCUUCAUGGUGUGUUUGUCUGUCAAAACUGUGAGGCUCCAUUUCAUGGAUUGUAUGACUAGCAACUACAACUUCAGAGUAUUCUCAACUUCCCUCUAGUAUGCUUAUGUUAAAUGCUGACAUGUUUUGGGGAGCAGGGUUCCUUCCCCUCCAGUCUGUCUGAAUUUCCGCAAAUCCUUCACUUUUAAUUGUGUAUUCAGCUGAUGUAACGUGCAAGAUAAAUUGUCAAUCCCUUGCAGCAAAAAAUGCUGAGCUGUUGUUAGGUGCUGUGCCAGUUCAUGUUCAUCAGGCUUCUUGUUAAUCAGAGAUUCUGCUGGUUUGUGUUUCACAGGUGCUACAGCAAAGGAAAGGAGCACUCACUUUAGGCUAACAAAGCAUGGCCAGGGUAGAGACAUGCCUUACUUGUAGAAGUGGAAGAGAUACUGGGCUUGUCCCCUGUAGGCUUAGUCUGAUUUUACUCAUCUCCACAGUACAAAAAGCAGUAACCAGUAACUGUUCUAAUUGGCAGUUUUGUUCAGUAUCAGUGCUAACAGAGUUGCACAGUUCGAAUAUGCUUUGAUGACAUUUGCUCUUCUGUAUGAUUAAAUGACAGAAGUUCAGUGACUCUCAGUGGAAUGUAAAGCCCUUACUUGCAGAUGCCUCACUGUAGUCUUGGUGGAGAAAACUGACUCCUGCAGCUGCUGCUUCAUGCUUGUGCUGGCUUCCAGGUGUUUCUAAUGUGUGUUCUUAAAUCAGGACUGCUCUUGAGAUUCAAAAUCAUAUCUCUUUGGAAGCCAGGGUGAUUGAUGCUUCAUAUUUGAUAAUUUUAAAAAUGUCUCUUGCCUGGGUAAUUAACUCCAAGUUAACCAGCCAGAAUUUUACAAAAACUUGAGACCUAUGUGAUGUAAGUAAUUUCUUGAAAGGAAAAUAAAUGGACCAGUUCUUGGAAAAAGGUUCUCUUGCAUCAUUGAACACUAACUUAAUUCUUGUUAUGCAGGAACUCCUCAAGCUGCUGAUUGCUGGCAGGUUGGAGGAUACUGUAGGAAAGUUGCAUUUAUCUGCUUGCCUUUUUGGGUUCUCACCUAAAUAGCUGCCUCUGGCUAUGCCUAGAAUGGCUCCCAGGUGAAAUGGAUGUUUCAAUCCAGUGAGAUCUUCCCCAUAUGUGUUUCUUGCUCUUUCACACAGGGAGGAUUUGCUUUUCAGCAGUAUAUGUAGGGGUACCAAGAUGAAAAUAAAAAUUGAGUGUAAACUAACAGGCUAAACAUAUGCAAUUGUAGUGCUUAUUUCUGUGUAACUGAAACCCAUACCCUUGGUAUCACUUGGUGAUGACUGUGAGGGAUGUAUAAGAAAAUUACUCAGAUGUUCAAUUAGGAUAUUAAUAGCUAAAGACUUCUUUUUAAUUGCUUAAUGGUGGACUGAAAGCUAUCUUCUCUAACUGCACUUCAUUAUAGUCAUUCAAAAUACGAAGAUAGCAAAAAUACAGCAGUGAUUUUUGCUGCUAGCAUUUGGGAAUGAGAUACUUCCCAGUUUGUUGUCCAUGUUCUUGCCUUUCACUUCAGUGCUUUGGUUUUCACUACAGUGCAGAUGUUUUUUUACAGGGUUUUUUUUUUGUGCUUUUUACCUUUUCUUGUCAUCAAAACUAUUUCCUUUGAUAAUCUGGCAUGCAUUGCUUUACUCAUGGGUUCUAAUAUUUUCUGAAGUCAAUUUUAGUUUUUGUGUGCUGCUGUUGCUGACUAGCAGCUGUGCAAAACCCUGUGUCAAAGCACUCCAUAAAGACUGAUUUAAAAUAGGAGGGCGCUAGGUAACAGGGCAUUAAAAAUCCUAGGUUAGGAUGCAAUUGAUGUAUGGGAUAUCUCCCCUAACAGUAAGCACUGUAACUUCAUAUAAAGGUUUCUUUGCUGUAUUGGUAAAGUAUUUUUUAACCUCUAAAUAUUAUAAGGAUUGCAUGUUUGUAACUUUAAAGUCUCCAGAAGAGUUUGAAUUUUAUGAAUUUUAUGCUUUAUCAAGCAUUCAUAGGCACAUCCAAAUUUUAAAUUUAUUCUUUGUUUGUUGCAUCAUGUCAAAAUUGAUGCUUGUUACCGUAGGGCACUUUAUGCUGUAGUCUAAAGGUUGGCUUUAUUUUCUGCUUUGUCAUAUGGUGAAGUCUGCAUUAUUCAAACAGUGUCUCAAGUCCUCUAUAGAACGUGGAAAGUGAACCUACUAAAUGUUUACCCCGUGAAGGUAUGGCAGCUCAAUCAGUGAUGUGUAACAUGCUGAGGAAUGUGGGCUGAAGUGCUACACUUUAUUCAGACUGACAUUAACAGUAAAUUCUGCUGGAUGAAUGCCAGAUUCAUUCACUUACAGGUUAGAUUUAAACUUGGGCUGAUGCAUUUUUUUAAUCUAAUUUUUUUUAAAGCAAAACUGUCAAGGAGUACCACAAAUCAAGAAUCUUAAAAUAGGCUCCCUCUUCCCCUUUGGACAUAAGAGCUCAGGGUGGGGGAGAACCUAGGUACCCUGAUGCUCUCAUGCAUGAAAUCUUGUUUUUUGUUUCAUUAAAUGUUAAAAUUUGCCUGUAUCUGACAUUCUCAUGUACCCAGAGUGAUAAUUCAUCUGUGUGCAAUCUGUCACUUUAUAUAAGAGCCAGGAUAGUUCAGGACAAAGGAAGGAAAGCAUAGCUUGAUUCUGAAUUCUUGAAUGUGACAGCAGAAGAACGAAGAUCCUUUUACUUCAGGCAUUUUUCAGUUGCAGCUAGAGGCUAUUUUUCGACGCAACAAAAAUAUUCAAUCUCUUAGAUAAUCCAGUUGUUUUACGAUUUAUUUGUGGUUUCUAUUACCUGUAAGUUGUUGACUUAGACAUAACUGAAUAAUGCUUUUAAUUACUUGAAUGCACUAGAAACAACUUUGUCAAAUUUAUGGGAAAUGCUUACCAAAAAAACUACAUAGUUGUCAGAAUACCUGCCUCUGAAGCAGUUGUGUUUUCACUUUAAUUUGUUUUCAAUCUGGUAACUGACAGAGCAUAUCCUUUGCUGCCUUUUGUGAAGGUGAGAAAUGGAAUUGAUAUAGAUUCCUCAGGCACACAACCAUCCCCCAAAUAAAAAGUGGAUUAAUUUGAAUCAGGUGCUUCUAGAUCAGUGGUAUAGAAAUAAUUUUCCUUGACACAGCUAAAGAAGUGUCAUCAAAUGAAGUCUGUGAGUGUUGCCUUAAUGUAAAGUCCUCCCCAAACUGGGGCUGAAGCAUGAGGAAAGGUGAUCAGUGUUACCAGAGAUGGAGCUAGCUGUGGCUUUUCUUUGUGGGUGAAGUAGUGAACUUGCUGCUUUGCAGAAUGAAGCAGCUGCUAUAUGCUGCAGUCCUGCAUCAUCCAUGCUUGGGUGUGUAUAUAUUUGCUUUUCACUUUCAAACUGGCUCUGAUGUGGCUUCUUUUAACAAGCAGAGCAAAUUACAAGAAUUUUAGCAGAAAUUAAUGAGAAGGAUGCCGCUAAAAUAAUAUUUGCAGUAGUAUCUUUUUGUUUGUGUGUGGAUGUGAGUUGAUAAUACAGUUAUUAAUCUUUCAUAAAUUUUAUUGAGUGCUUAGACUUGUGUCUCUUAAGAAAUUCCUUUCCCCCUCCAUGUAAUCUAACAUUUAGUGAUCUUUCUGGCUAUAUAGGAAACCCAGAUUUGAGUCAAAACAGCUUUGGAGCUGAGCAGUGUAUUAGUCAGAUGUGCACAACUUACUGGACUGUGUUUUUAACUCUCAUGGCAUAGCUGCUAGCAUAAUGGAGCUCCUGUUCAGAGGGCAUCUCAGAAUAGUAAAGGAGAAAGUAAAGACUGGAAAGGUUAAUGUCACUGCUUUCAUCCCUUUCCCACCCCAGCAUAUGUCAGUGUGUAUUCAUAGUGUCAGGCAUCCUGGAAAACACCUGUGCCCAGUGCAUGUACUGUGUGCACAGUAGGUGUGGAGAAAGAUGGUUCUCCUACCUGUGCAGCUUUACAGGCAACAGAGAUGGCAAGAAGGAUGUUAAACAGCAUUAGGGGAAUGGCAUCUUGAAAUCUAUCCUCUCUCUUGGUGCAGUUGCGUGCGACACAGACUUAGCUGAGCCUGUCUGCCUCUGCUCAGCUGUGCAGAAUGUCUGACAGAGGCUGUAGCAUAUCUGAUAUAUGGGAUUGUGUAACCAGAAGGAUUCAUUAGGAGUUACUGCUGUACCAAGUCUCCAACUCUGGAAGGAUAUUUAAGGAUGCCACUCAAAGUAAAAUUUCUGUUUUGGUUCAGCUUUUUGGAAUUGGUUUUGAGCAUUCUUCUAGUCAGCUUGAUGCUUCAGCUCUAUAAACAAGAUUCCAUGCUAUAAGUAAUAUUUCAUUUUGAAUACUGAAGUUACUCAAUAAUACUGGGUCAGACUUUCUCAGUAGUUGUUUAUUGGUGUUUCCUUUGUUCCUUGUUUAUUUUCCAUUGAAGCCUGUUGACUUUGAUUCACCUCCCUCUUUUAUGUGGUUGUAUCCACUUGAAGCUUUCAAGAGUGUCUCUGAUUUCAGGGUAAACAUCCCUCUUUUAGGGCUGUUAUAUCAGUCUGCCUCUUCUUCAAGGACUAAAAUCCAGGAAUACAACUGCUCCACCAUCUGAGUGGUCCCACCUCUGUGCCUUUUCAGUGGGAGUGAGAGGAGAAUGCUAAAAUCAGCCUUGACUGUUACCCAUUCCCAUGCUGUGCUGAGAGAGAUGGACUUGAUAUAAUAAGAGAAACUUUUAUUGUAAAGUGUAGCUUGUCAGCUUCAACUCCUUGGUGUGCCUUAAAAGGAACAUUAUGCUCUGUCCUUGUAAGACAGACGUACAAGGAUCCAGGAAGACUGUUUAGAAGUAUUCUGCCCUCCUUCACAGUUAGUACAUCUGAAUCUCCAUUUAAAUUAGCUGAAUUCCCUCCAGGCUUUGGGAAUGGGGAACUAAUCCCACUGGACCCCUCAUUUCCAACAAUUUGCAUACUUUCUUUGCUUUGCUUCCUCAUUAGCUCCUAAAGAAAAUAUUCCUUGUGUGAGAUGACAGACUUUUUGGUUCUAAGUAGAGCUGGUUUUAACUCUCCCCUCCUCACUCAAGCCAGACCCCUUUCUUUUUCAUUGUAUAAUAUCUACUUCUCUUGCUGUCAAUCACCUCUUCACCGCCUUGGCAAGGUACAACAGAAGUGCAGGUAAAUAAUACAUGGCCAUGCUCUGAGCCAGCUGACAGAGAGCAGGUUUAGAUCAGAUAACAGGAAGCAAUUCUUUACUGUGAGAAUGGUGAGACACUGGCACAGGAGGCACAGAGAAGCUGUGCAUGCCCUAUCCCUGGCAGUGUCCAACGUCAGGUUGGAUGGGGUUUUGAACAACCUGGUCUAGUGGAAGGUGUCCCUGCCCAUGGCAGGGGGGUUGGAACUAGAUGGUCUUUUAAGAUCCCUUCCAACCCAAAUCAUUCUAUGAUUCUAAGAACUUGUUCAACCCUUCCAUUGGUUUAUUUCCAAUGCAUUCUUGCAAGGCAAAUCUACUUGAGGAGACACAUCUGACAUCACUUUAGCAGUCAGCAGUAAACCCAAGUAACAUUUGCUAGGCUGGGUUUCUGGUUUUGUCUCUGCAUUUGUGUGGUCUUGGUCUGAUGGAAGGGUGUAACCAUUGUAGUCAAUGCCCAUGCUCUCUGGUGCGGUGGGAGUUCCUGCACACAUACUGCAAGUGGCUGGCUGUUUCCUUGGUGAGGGUUCUCUCUCACUCUGCAGCUUGCCUGUGGAGUAAGGAAAUGAAUCUUCUUUGCUUCUCUACAAUGUACUGUGGACAGUCAACUUCUCUUCCCACUGAAAAGCAUUCAACAGGGUCAAGGAAGGAAAAUGCUUACAUUGAAGCAAUGUUGGAUAAUGGUAUCUGUGUAUGUAGGCUCAUAGUUACAUGGCAGAGAGUUGCUAUAAUGCACCAGAACCUCCUCAUGGCAAUCUGUGUUUCUGUGAGGAAGAAUAUGCAGUAUUUGAUUGUAUUUUGGCUUGAUACAUGAUGAGUUGCUAUCUUUAUCUGGCUAACUAGAUACAUGUCUCCAACUCUCAUCACUGGCUCUUUUUAAAGUAGCAGUGACGGACAGGACUUGUCUGUGUAAAUAUUUUCUGGCAAACAGGCUACUGUCACUUUUGUGUCUAAUUAGAAUUGUCAUUAAGCCUUAGAACUUUGAUUUGAGAAACAGCACAACUUGUACUGCCUUUCUCUAAGCAGAAUUAGCUACCUGUAGUGAUUAAUACAUGCUUCACAAAAAGUGGGAGUUGAAUCAGCUUCAGAGUUGACAAAUUUGGCACUGCUGAGAGAAGAUGCAUUUGUUUGAGAUUUGAAAAUGUAAUCAUGAAGAUUUUAAUCUCUUUUGAUGCUUUAUGUAACAGAACACCAUGUGACCUCAGGAUCUGUGGUGUCACUGUUUGCCCUUCUUGUUUUUCUUGAUCAUGACCAACCAGUAUUAAACUCAGCAAACUUUGAAUUGAAGCAAGUGGAUAAUCUUUAACGGGCAAGGCUUUGCGAUUCUUAAAGUGCUGCAGAAUUCAGGACCUGUAGGUAAUAGUGGAAUGCUAAUGCUAAUCUUACAGCCACCAAGGACUGAGAGGUAUUUCUUCUGACCCUCUAUCUGGGGGAAACUAAUCAGCAGGUACUAAA